This is a messenger RNA of Vicia villosa (hairy vetch), 1204 nucleotides long. Its product is annotated as prohibitin-1, mitochondrial. NCBI's taxonomy places the organism in Eukaryota, Viridiplantae, Streptophyta, Magnoliopsida, Fabales, Fabaceae. Gene Ontology annotation, biological process: mitochondrion organization. Gene Ontology annotation, cellular component: membrane; mitochondrion. The transcript has 6 exons. The record is from RefSeq and is a predicted model, not a curated record. The coding region runs from base 138 to 992 and encodes 284 amino acids.
UCUCAUUUUCUUUUUCCCAACGACCGAAUCAAUUGGUUUUCGUGUUCGUAAAGUUUAAACCCUACAGAAAAUCUGCUUAAACCCCAUAACCGCAUUUCCUUCAUUUCAUCAUUGAUCGAAAUUUCCAAGUGAAGAAAAUGAAAGUUCCAAAUGUACCUGGUGGCGGUGCUGCCUCUGCACUGAUGAAAUUGGGAGUUAUUGGUGGAAUUGGUUUGUAUGCUGCUGCUAACAGUCUUUACAAUGUCGAAGGAGGUCACCGAGCAAUUGUUUUUAACCGUCUUAUUGGUGUCAAAGACAAGGUUUAUCCUGAAGGAACACAUUUUGUAAUUCCGUGGUUUGAGAGGCCAGUCAUCUAUGAUGUCCGUGCGCGUCCCCAUCUUGUCGAGAGUACAUCUGGAAGUCGUGAUCUUCAGAUGGUGAAAAUUGGGCUUCGAGUUCUUACACGUCCCUUGCCUAGCCAGUUACCUACAGUUUAUCGGACCCUUGGAGAGAAUUAUAAUGAAAGGGUUUUACCUUCAAUCAUACAUGAAACUUUGAAAGCUGUGGUUGCCCAGUAUAAUGCCAGCCAGCUUAUUACUCAGCGAGAGGCUGUUAGCCGUGAAAUCCGAAAGAUCCUGACUGAGAGGGCAGCCAACUUUAAUAUUGCUCUUGAUGAUGUGUCAAUUACUACUCUGACCUUUGGCAAGGAGUUUACUGCUGCAAUUGAAGCCAAGCAGGUGGCGGCACAAGAAGCUGAGAGGGCGAAAUUUGUUGUGGAAAAAGCUGAGCAAGACAAAAGAAGUGCUGUAAUCAGAGCACAGGGUGAGGCUAAAAGUGCCCAACUGAUUGGACAAGCCAUUUCCAACAAUCCAGCUUUCAUCACACUCAGGAAGAUUGAAGCUGCAAGAGAGAUUGCACAUACUAUAUCAAACGCAGCAAACAAGGUUUUCCUGAAUUCAGAUGAUCUUUUGCUGAAUCUUCAGGAGCUGAAUUUGGAGCCUGGCAAAAACUGAGCUGGUUAAUCUGUUUAUGGUUCUCAAUAAUUUUCAAGUAUAAAAAAGUGAUCGAUUUAAGGAUGUAGUUUUUCUUGAAAAGUCUCCUGACAUUCUGUUUUUUUUUUUUGCUGCCUGAAAUAAGCUAGAUGCUUGAGUUUUUAUAUUUUGCACAGUGAAUCUUUACCAACAAGUUAGUAUUCAACUACUAUAAGAAGGUUUGUUCAUCUGUA